CACACCCACCCACGCCACAGCAGACGCAGCCGCACUAGCCAAGGCAGCCACCAGGUUCUUCCUCUUUCUUCUUUUCUUCACCUUCACCGUUUCUUUCCUUUCUUCUCCAAUUCUUCUUCUUCUUCCUCUUUCUUCUUCUUCUUCUUCUUCGCCUCUUCAGCCAGCCCGCCCUAAUCGCCCUAAUCUGCAGAUAGACGCCUUGUCUGAGAAAGCUAGGGUUUUGGAUUUUCAGCGACUGGUGGAGGUUCCGACAAUCGAUUCACGAUGCCUCAAGGAGAUUACAUAGAGUUGCACAGGAAGAGGCAUGGCUACCGCCAUGACCACUUCGAGCGCAAACGCAAGAAGGAGGCGCGUGAAGUGCAUAAGCGCUCUCAGAUCGCGCAGAAGGCCCUUGGCAUAAAGGGUAAGUUGUUUGCUAAAAAGCGGUACACUGAAAAGGCUCAAAUGAAGAAAACAUUGAAAAUGCAUGAGGAGUCGUCAUCAAGACGCAAAGUUGAUGAUAAAGUUCAUGAUGGUGCUAUCCCUGCAUAUCUUCUUGAUCGUGACGAGACAACCAGAGCAAAGGUACUUAGCAACACCAUAAAGCAAAAGAGGAAAGAGAAAGCAGGGAAAUGGGAGGUGCCUUUACCAAAAGUUAGGCCUGUUGCUGAGGAUGAGAUGUUUAGGGUGAUCAGAUCUGGAAAACGAAAGACUAAGCAGUGGAAGAGGAUGAUCACCAAGGCUACAUUUGUGGGACCAAGUUUCACCCGGAAGCCACCCAAAUACGAGAGAUUCAUCCGCCCAUCAGGGUUGCGAUUUACAAAAGCUCAUGUGACCCAUCCAGAGCUCAAAUGUACGUUCAACUUAGAGAUCAUCGGUGUAAAGAAAAAUCCCAAUGGUCCUAUGUACACAUCUCUUGGUGUAAUGACCAAAGGAACAAUAAUUGAGGUGAAUGUUAGUGAGUUAGGUCUGGUCACACCUGCUGGAAAAGUGGUCUGGGGAAAAUAUGCUCAAGUCACAAACAAUCCGGAGAAUGAUGGGUGCAUUAAUGCAGUGUUACUUGUCUAGAGUACAUCAGUGAAUGAGCCUUUAUGGUAAUUGGAAAUUCAAUUCCAUUUUGUCAUCAAAUUAUAUAUAGAUAUAAUAUCUAUUUUACUCAUGCUCCAUAUGUCUUAAUUUUCAGAAUCUAAAAUUGAUUUAAUCUAAUUUUUGUUUGCUCGUUUUUGUAGAAGGGAAAAUUCAAAAUUUGUAAUGAUCAUUCAUCAAAUUUCUUUUAAUCCAAACUACAUAUUGUAAUCUGAUACAUGUUUCUUUGCUGUUUAAUUAGUAAGGUCUUUAGCAUC
Molecule: messenger RNA, 1322 nt
Organism: Andrographis paniculata
Lineage: Eukaryota; Viridiplantae; Streptophyta; Magnoliopsida; Lamiales; Acanthaceae
Exons: 9
Coding region: 265-1047 (260 amino acids)
Biological process (GO): maturation of LSU-rRNA; maturation of 5.8S rRNA
Cellular component (GO): nucleolus; preribosome, large subunit precursor
Source: RefSeq, a predicted model, not a curated record